UCCCAGGUGCCGGGGAUGGCUGGGCAGCCAGCUGCAGCCAGCUGCUAUUUGGUUUUCCUUUUAAUGAACCAUUUAAACAUUUCCGACAUACCUUUGACCUACUUGAGCACAGUUACAGCAGUAAUUAGCACCAGCACCUCAUAAAUCCCGACAAUGUCCUCUCUGGUGCUAGCUUUAGCAAAGCCUCUGGUCAUGUGGCGAGUGCCAUAACAUUGCAAUGUGGCAUCUGAUCCCUGAAGAGAACAGAUGGGUCUCUUAAACCCCCUCCAGAUUUCUACAAAAUGCUCUACAAAGAGCAGUCCUGGAGCCACUGAGGAGCUCAGCACUCUAGAGGCAGACAGGCUCCCGUGCAGUUAGAGGUCCAGCUGCCGCUCGUCGGACGCCGCGUCCCUUCCCGCGGGAACCCCGGAUGGCUCUCGGGCGGCUGUGCGUGCUCGCCGGGGCGCUGGCGUGGGGCUGCGCGGCCGCCGCCUCCUUCCACCCCGCAGUUGCUCCUCCCCGAGACCUUCAGAUCACUGAUCCUGGACUCUUAGGUUCUCUCGAUAUAGAGUGGAAACCUCCACCCAACAUACAAACCUUCAAUGAAUGCACAGUAAAAUACAAGUUUGAAUACCGCAACACUGGUGACAGAGACUGGAAGGUUAUUUUUACUAGGAAGCUAAAAUCCAGGGUUGGAUUUGACCUCAGCAGGACUGCUGAAGUGAAGGUACAGACAUUGCUCGAAGGACGGUGUACCAAUGACGCGGAGGUGCAAAGUGACUGGAUUUAUGCUACCUUUCAGGUUCCGCUGCAAGGAAAACUGGAAUCAGAGGUUCAGAAUUUCCACUGCAUCUAUCAUGACUGGGAAUACCUCAAGUGCACUUGGCAACCAGGUCUCUUUGCUCCUCACGGCGUACAUUAUGGACUAUACUAUUGGUACGAGGGGCUGGGCCACGCAGCGCAGUGUGAUGACUAUAUUCAGGAUCACGGUAUAAACAUCGGCUGCGUGUUGCAAAACCUGAGCCAGGCAGAAUACAAGGAUCUGAGCGUUUGUGUCAACGGGUCGGCGGCAGCCACUCUGCUGCAGCCGUUGUACGUCACCCUUCGCCUUCACAACCUAGCAAAGCCCUCGCCCCCGAGGCAGCUGGCGGUUUCCAUGUCUGCAGCUGAGGAGCUCCUCGUGGCGUGGAGCCCACCGGGUGGCAAAACGCCGUCCCAGUGCCUGGAGUACGAGGUCCAGCUGGCAGAAGAUCUGGGGGAGGCCGAGGCUGCCUGGGCGUCUGUGUCAACCCAAAUGGAGACCGCUUUAACAAUUUCCAGAGCAAAUCAAAGCCGCAUUUCAUGUGUUCGUGUCAGAGGGAGAACAAAUAUUUUCUGUGCUGACCAGGGCUUUUGGAGUGAAUGGACAGAGGAGUGUUUCGCUGUGUCCAGAAAAGAAGUCAAGCAGCUGUUUAUCCUCAUUCCAGUCAUUCUGAGUUUGUCAAGUAGCCUCAUAAUAUUUAUGUUGAUUGGCCAGUGCAAGAAAAGAUCCCCAACAGGAAAGCCAUUGUAUGCAUCAGUGGGAUGCUGACUCUGCUUGCAACUGCUGUACUGCUUGUGUUUGAUGGACUGCUCUUAGAACAUCAUCCCAAGGACAGCUGGGAAGCCCUGAGCUUUCCAUAGCCCAUGUGGGUCUUCCCUACCUGCUGCCAUUUGCAAGGCUGGUUGUUGCAAUUCAAGUUCUCAACGGGCCCAGGAAAACAUUGGAGGAGUUUUAAACUGACUCUGGAGCAAGUUGUUUCUGAUAACAGGACAAGGGAGAAAAAGGAGACAGUGGAAACUGCCAUGAAUAAAGGUAAUGUGUUGCUCUG
Tyto alba (common barn owl) is the source of this 1829-nucleotide messenger RNA. RefSeq names its product interleukin 13 receptor subunit alpha 2 (gene IL13RA2). The record is from RefSeq and is a predicted model, not a curated record. Lineage: Eukaryota; Metazoa; Chordata; Aves; Strigiformes; Tytonidae. The transcript has 10 exons. Gene Ontology annotation, molecular function: protein binding; cytokine receptor activity. Bases 410 to 1549 code for a protein of 379 amino acids. Gene Ontology annotation, cellular component: external side of plasma membrane. Gene Ontology annotation, biological process: cytokine-mediated signaling pathway.